This is a messenger RNA of Apodemus sylvaticus (European woodmouse), 2116 nucleotides long. RefSeq names its product pyridoxal phosphate binding protein (gene Plpbp). The record is from RefSeq and is a predicted model, not a curated record. Gene Ontology annotation, molecular function: pyridoxal phosphate binding. Gene Ontology annotation, cellular component: intracellular anatomical structure. The transcript is spliced from 8 exons. The coding region runs from base 16 to 933 and encodes 305 amino acids. NCBI's taxonomy places the organism in Eukaryota, Metazoa, Chordata, Mammalia, Rodentia, Muridae.
GGGGGAGGUGGCAGGAUGGCGAGCGCUGAUUGGGCCUCUCAGGGAGGGGGCGGGACCGGAAGGUGGUCUCCUUGGGUCGCGGGUCCUCCGGGCAUCCUCCCGGGAAUGUUGAGAGGUGGCAGCAUGACGGCGGAGCUGGGAGUGGGGUUCGCGCUGCGGGCCGUGAACGAGCGAGUCCAGCAGAGUGUGGCGCGGCGGCCGCGGGAACUCCCAGCCGUCCAACCCCGCCUGGUAGCGGUCAGCAAAACAAAACCUGCAGACAUGGUGAUUGAGGCGUACGGCCAUGGCCAGCGCACUUUUGGAGAGAACUAUGUUCAGGAACUACUCGAAAAAGCAUCAAACCCUACGAUUCUGUCUUCCUGUCCUGAGAUCAAAUGGCACUUCAUUGGUCAUUUGCAGAAACAAAAUGUCAACAAACUGAUGGCUGUCCCCAACCUCUCUAUGCUCGAAACCGUAGACUCCGUGAAGUUGGCAGACAAGGUGAACAGUUCCUGGCAGAAGAAAGGUUCUCCUGAACGACUGAAGGUCAUGGUCCAGAUCAACACCAGUGGAGAGGACAGUAAACACGGCCUGCUGCCUUCGGAGACCGUAUCCGUCGUGGAACACAUAAGGGCCAGUUGUCCCAGCCUGGAGUUCGUGGGUCUCAUGACCAUAGGAAGCUUUGGGCAUGAUCUAAGUCAGGGACCGAACCCAGACUUCCAGAGGUUGCUGUCCCUGCGGCAGGAGCUGUGUGAGAAGCUGGGCAUUCCUGUGGAGCAGGUGGAGCUUAGCAUGGGCAUGUCCGUGGACUUCCAGCAUGCCAUUGAAGUAGGAUCUACCAAUGUCCGGGUAGGAAGCACUAUUUUUGGAGAGCGGGAUUACUCAAAGAAACCUGCCCUAGACAAGACUCCAGCAGACCUGAAGGCCUCGGUGCCACUGGUACAGGGACAGUGAGGCCAGGACAGCUCCGAAGAUCAGCCAUGCACCAGCCUAGUUCAUUUUGGUGUUCCGCAUGUCCCCAAUCUUCUAUGGCCAAGAUAGAGCGCUGAGGAUUACGCGUGUGGACGGAAACCACCUGUGGCCUCUGCCACCGAAAGCUUGGUUCAAGCAGUGGCUGAGGCUUGGAUUUGAAGAGUUGCGAGACUUCAGAACUGACACCACAUUAGGAGCCGGGACCUGAGUUCAGUUGAACACUACCCAGGAAUACCCACCCCUAUACCCCCAAGCCCCCAUGGGUGCCUGUUCCCGAGUGUCUUUUGGGCUGCUGGUGUCUAUAACCAAGAAAAUCAAGAGAGAUUCCAUUUUCCAUCUCACUCUAAUAGAACACCCUGUUGUUCCUACAAGUCCCCACUACUCUGGAAUGGGGUGAUUUCUGCUUCCAGUUUCCAUCCUGCCCAGUAGAUGUCUCCAGUCACAGCAACUCUAUGGCACUGACCUUAAAUUCCAGGGUAAUGUCACUUGUAAAUAGCACUUGGGCCUUUCUAACGUUUUGCUGAAAAAGAAGGACUUAGAGCUUACUCCUCUAGGACCACAGCGAUUGAAAGUGGAUGACAGGGGUUCUUCACCAUCAUAAUCCUUUUCUUGGUUUUAGCAGAGACUGUCCCACGUGGAGAUGACAGCCUCCAGUUCUGGCGCAUUGGCGCGUGGGUUCAGCAACUUGCUUUUCCUCUUCUGGAGACGUAUCUCCCAGGCAAACUUACAGCUGUCCCCAGUACACAUGCUGUAUUUACAAGCCAGAAUGCUGCAGCCCCUGGUUGUUCACAAUGCCAUAAGAGCUUCAAAGACACUCCGGCAUUUGCGGGAUGCAGGCAGGACAUGGGGAGUUCAUAAAUAAACAAAGACUAAAUGAGACCCUUCUUUAUCUAAAAAUAAUAACAAACCGGAAAGCACAAUUCUACAGUCAUCACCACAGAGCUUCAGUGUGGCCUGCUUAUUUCCUGAUUGAUUUUGUUUACUCCAGCCCCCAUCCUUCAUUUAACAAAUAACUUCAGAACCCGCUGCUGCCGAAUGUAAUUUCCCAACUUAAACCUCUAUGAUUCUCGUUCUGUCGUGGUAUUUCAGUUUGUUAAAUACAAAUGUGAGCUUGAAUUAUGCCAUCUGUGCCAACUAUAAAACAAUUAAAGGUUUAUUUUUAUGA